AAUUUAUUCCAAGACCGAACAAAACCAUAUCAUAAUUAGGGUUAGGGUUGGGGAAAAAAUUGAACUGAAACAUGGGAAGCAAAAAGAAAUCAGCGAAGAAGAUUGAGCUCGAAGAAGACGCAACAAAUUCUUCAAUCACAGCAAUCAGUGAUGAUGAUGAAGAAGCAAACAAGGAUCUCAGCCUUGAAAUUAUUCAAAAAGCGCUUCACAAUCGUUCAACAAAUCUCCAAAACGGCGCCGCAUUGGAUGCUCCAAGAGUAAUUGCUGAUUCCAAAGUGGAUAGUGAUGAUAUUAAGUUAAAGAGGAAGAAGAAAAAGAAAAGGAAGAAGCUUGAAUCUGAAUUUGAAGCUGCUGUUAUAGUUGAAGAAGAAGAAAAAGAAAAUGUAGAGACAAUUGAGGUUGCGGAGAAAGUGGAGCAUGCCAAAGCAGAGACAAGUGUUGUUGAUACAAGCGACGAUGCUGUAUUGCGAAACACUGGCUUUAAAUCGCACAGUGUGGAGAUCAAAACUCAGAAAAAGAAGAAGAAAAAGAAAAAGCUUGAAUCUGAAAUUGAGGCUGUAAAAGCUGUUGUAGUUGAAGAAGAAAAGGAAAAUGUAGAGAUAAUUGAUGAAGUUGUGGAGAAAGUGCAGCAUACCGAAGUAGAGACAAGUGUUGUUGAUAUGAGCGACGAUGUUGUACUGCGUAAGUUGCUUGUGAGUUGUAAUAUUUGUUCUGAAAUGUUGAAAGUGCUUUCUAACGCUGUAUUGAAUGCACUGACAGGAAACGCUGGUUCUGAAUCGCAUAGUGAGGAGAUUAAGACUCAGAAAAAGAAGAAAAAGAAAAAGCAUGAAUCUGAUGUUCAAACUGUAAAUGCUGUUAUAGUUGAAGAAGAAGAAAAAGAAGCUGUAGAGACAAUUGAAGAUCCAGAAAAAGUGGAGCCUGGUAAAGCAGAAACAGGGGUGGUUAAUACGAGUGACAAUGUUGUUCUGCGUAAGCUGCUUCGUGGUCCUAGGUAUUUUGAUCCUCCAUCAGACAGUGUUAGUAUUUGGGGAACAUGCUUUAAUUGCGGUGAAGAAGGCCAUGCUUCUUUCAACUGUACAGCUGCUAGGCGCAAGAAACCUUGUUUUAUAUGUGGCAGUUUGAGUCAUAAUGUCAAAAAAUGCACUAUGGCACGAUAUUGCUCUACCUGCAAGAUAGUUGGUCACCGGUCUAAAGACUGUCCAAAGAAGCACGGCGGCGAUUCUAAUUCUAAAAGCUUGACAGUGUGCUUGAGAUGCGGGAAUUUUGGGCAUGAUAUGUUUUUUUGCAAAAAUGAUUAUUCGCAGGAUGAUCUCAAGGAAAUACAAUGUUAUGUCUGCAUGAAAUUUGGCCACUUAUGCUGCGUCAACACAACAGAGGCUAUGCCAAAAGAAUUUUCUUGCUACAGAUGUGGUCAAAUGGGUCAUAUUGGUUGGGCAUGUUCAAGGUUGCAAAAUGAGGCCACUGAUGCUGCCACGCCUAGUUCAUGCUAUAAUUGUGGUGAAAAAGGACAUUUUGCCCGAGAAUGCUCAAGUUCUGUUAAGGCAAGCUCACGGUGGCAACCCGAGACCAAUGAUACAGCCACACCUAGUUCAUGCUAUAGGUGUGGUGAAAAGGGACAUUUUUCCCGAGAAUGCCCAAGUUCUGCUAAGGCAUGUUCAAGGUGGCAACCCGAGACCAAUGAUCCAGCCACACCUAGCUUAUGCUAUAGGUGUGGUGAAGAAGGACAUUUUUCCCGAGAAUGCCCAAAUUCUGCCACGGUAGGCAAUAGGAAACAUAAAUUAUGGGAAACACCAAGAUCCCAAAAAGAGAAUGGCUACAUGGGAUAUGAGUCUGCACCUCAUGAAUAUGGUAAUUCUAGUAAAAAGACAAGGCUUUAUACUGAAGAAAGUGACAUUAAAACACCAAAGAAAUCAAAGCAUAGAGGUGGUUGGAUGACAGAGCAUCCGGGUGAAUUCUCUCCUUCCAAUUCCAAAAGGGAUAGUUGGAGGUCUCCAGUAACACCAUGUACUUAUAAUAGUACUAACAAUCAUCGUUAUUUUAAUAAUGGUACCGGUAGUCACACUUUUGGUUCUAAAUCUUAUAAGAUGGGGAAUUUUCAUGAUGGAACCCCUAAUUCCGAAGGAUCAGGAAGGACUUUUCAUCAUGGGUACUCAGCUUCUAGGUUCACCAACACGAGUAGUAAUGGAUUUCAGAGAAAUUACAACGGGUGGUAGUUUACCAGAAAUCUAGUCUACAUUAUAAGACGAGGAAUGUUCAUGAUGGAACCCCCUAAUUCCGAAGGAUCGGCCAAGACUUUUAAUUCAUCAUGGAUACUCAACUUAUAGGUUCGACAACACAAAUAGUAAUGGUUUUCAGAUAAAUUAUAUUGGGUGGUAGCUUUCCAGAGUCUAGAUUAUAAAUCUAUCAUACCAUGUGAGUGUUUUUUUGGCAACUCAUUUUUCAAGUUUUGUAACUCAUUCAUGUUUCUUUCUCAUUUAUUCUUUGUAGCAUUAUGUUGUAAUAACUUGUUUCUUUGAA
This is a messenger RNA of Trifolium pratense (red clover), 2517 nucleotides long. RefSeq lists its product as uncharacterized. Gene Ontology annotation, molecular function: nucleic acid binding; zinc ion binding. The transcript has 12 exons. Lineage: Eukaryota; Viridiplantae; Streptophyta; Magnoliopsida; Fabales; Fabaceae. The record is from RefSeq and is a predicted model, not a curated record. Bases 72 to 2213 code for a protein of 713 amino acids.